Molecule: messenger RNA, 483 nt
Organism: Oppiella nova
Lineage: Eukaryota; Metazoa; Arthropoda; Arachnida; Sarcoptiformes; Oppiidae
Source: the annotation of a GenBank genome assembly
AAAUACGCCGUCUAUAAAGUGGUCGUCAAUUGUGAUGACAAGACUUGGGUUCUCUACCGGAGAUAUAAUGAAUUCAGCAAAUUGUGUGAUUUAGUUAAGAAACAAUACCCGUGGCUGUCCAAGGACCUGAAGCUUCCGGGCAAAAAACUUUUUGGCAACAACUUUAGCAGCGAUUUCAUCAAAACUCGGCGCAAAGGUCUCGAUAAUAUGGUGCAGACUAUGCUUUCCGAACCCAGAGUUUUAGAUCACGCUGAAGUGCGAACUUUUUUCCAAUUGGAUCGGUUGAGUAUGAAGAGCAGUAGUGGUGACGAGGACCAGGACAAUGAAGAAGAGUUGACUAUCACUGCCAAUAAUUGUGACAAAUUGAUAGAUUUGGGUCCCUCUGAGAAACAUCACGCGAAGGCCAGUGACUUUGAGUUCUUGAAAGUGAUAGGAAAGGGUAGUUUCGGGAAAGUAUAUUCCGCGCGACAUAAGGCCGAAGAC